Molecule: messenger RNA, 2835 nt
Organism: Styela clava
Lineage: Eukaryota; Metazoa; Chordata; Ascidiacea; Stolidobranchia; Styelidae
Source: RefSeq, a predicted model, not a curated record
UCUGUUUUUUUAGACAAAAUUUUAGUCUUUUAUUAAAUUUUAUAAGUUCAUUGUCGGACUUACAGUUUUUCUGCUUCUUGAAGAUAAAUUUAUAUAAAGUUUAAAGAUGUGUGGUAUUUUUGCUUACGUUAACCAUUGCACCCCUCGCCCAAGAAAACAUAUCCUACAGACAUUGGUCAAUGGAUUGAAAAGAUUGGAAUACAGAGGAUAUGAUUCUGCAGGUCUUGCCGUAGAUGGUGGGAGUAAUGCGACCCCGACUAUUGACACAAAGAAUAAUAACAAUCCCUCAGCGCAUAUUGUUAUGAUCAAGCAGAAAGGAAAAGUGAAAAACCUUGAUGAGAAGAUUUACAAAAAUCAAGAACUAGAUUUUGAAGUUGAGUUUGGAACUCACGUUGGUAUUGCUCACACACGUUGGGCAACUCAUGGUGUUCCCAAUGCUGUCAACAACCCUCAGAGAUCUGACAAGGAUAACGAAUUUGUCGUCGUGCACAAUGGAAUAAUGACGAACUAUAAGACAAUCAAGACAUUGCUGGAGGGACACGGUUACGAAUUUGAGUCCGAAACCGAUACAGAAGUCGUCGCGAAACUCAUCAAAUAUCUUUGGGAUAACAAAGAAAAUGAUGAUGUCAGCUUUAGUACCCUGGUAGAAAGGGUGAUUCAGCAAAUUGAAGGAGCGUUUGCGUUUGUGUUCAAGAGCAGACAUUACCCAGGACAGUGUAUUGCUACAAGGCGAGGUAGUCCUCUUCUCAUUGGGAUUCGAAGUGAAUCAAAAAUAACGACAGACUCCAUUCCUAUUUACUACAGCAGUGCAAUGAAACCGACAUUGGAAAGAACAGAAAGCAGAUCCGAAGUCGUAACUCAAGAUGCAGAAGGAGGAAUUGAGUUUUAUUUUGCUUCAGAUGCAAGUGCAAUCAUUGAGCAUACAAACAGAGUCAUUUAUUUGGAAGAUGAUGAUGUGGCAGCAGUGGUAAAAGGAGGUCUUUCUAUUCACCGUAUAAAACGUGGAAAUGUGAAUGAGAGUGGCGCGCGAGUAAUCACUUCAUUGCAGAUGGAAAUGGCUCAAAUCAUGAAAGGAGAAUUCAGCUCUUUCAUGCAAAAGGAAAUCUUUGAGCAGCCAGAAUCUGUCGUAAACACCAUGAGAGGACGAGUAUUGUGGGAUGAGAGGCGCAUCCAUCUUGGAGGAUUAGCCGACCAUAUUACAGAGAUAAGACGAUGCAGAAGAAUUAUUAUCAUUGCUUGCGGGACCAGCUAUCAUUCUGCUAUUGCUACUCGUCAACUUCUUGAAGAAUUGACAGAACUUCCGGUCAUGGUUGAAUUGGCAAGUGAUUUCCUUGACAGAAGCACUCCUAUAUUCAGAGAUGACGUCUGCUUUUUCAUCAGCCAAUCUGGGGAGACAGCAGACACUCUAAUGGCAUUACAAUACUGCAAGAACCACGGUGCAUUGACUGUUGGCGUUACAAAUACCGUUGGCAGCACAAUUUCACGCAUGACUGACUGUGGUGUUCAUAUCAAUGCUGGACCUGAGAUUGGAGUGGCUUCUACAAAGGCAUACACCAGUCAAUUUGUUGCCUUGGUGAUGUUCGCCAUGAUGAUGUGUGAGGAUCGUUACUCCAAACGACAGAGAUACGACGAGAUAUUCGAUGCUCUGAAAGCGUUACCUGAUUUGAUCAAAGAAGUUCUGUCUCUUGACCAAGAAAUCGUGAAUCUGUCUGAGCAACUGCACAAGCACAAGUCAUUAUUGGUGAUGGGUAGAGGAUAUAAUUUUGCUACGUGCUUAGAAGGGGCUUUGAAAAUCAAAGAGAUCACAUACAUGCACAGCGAAGGAAUUAUGGCCGGGGAGUUAAAGCAUGGACCCCUUGCAUUGGUUGACAGUGAUAUGCCGGUACUGAUGAUUAUCGUCAAGGAUCAAGUCUUUGGGAAAUGCCAGAACGCUUUACAGCAAGUGGUUGCAAGACAUGGUCGACCAAUCAUAAUCUGUGACAAGGAAGACCAAGAGUCGCCAAAGUGUGCUUCCCAUGUUUUAAGAAUACCUCAAACGGUAGAUUGCUUGCAAGGAAUAUUAACAGUCAUUCCUCUGCAGCUGCUUUCAUAUCAUAUGGCGGUUAUGAAGGGCCUUGAUGUCGACUUCCCCAGAAACUUGGCCAAAUCUGUUACAGUUGAGUGAAUAAGAAAUAUGAAGCAAAUGAAUAAAAAACGUACAAUUUUAUAUUUUUGAAGCUCCUUGCGAAACAUCUGCUCCGAGACUUGUAGAAAACGUGCAGCAGAUUUAGUAAAACGCUCUUAUACAUAAGAUGCAGUCUUGUUGUUUUUCUCAUAUUUUAUAUAUAAAUAGAAAUAUAUUCUUACGUUUAUUUUAUCCAGUGUACAAUUUAGAUUAAUACUGACCCCUUACAUUACCCCGUGGGCCUUAUUCGGUAACCACCAUUCUGGAAAAGCCCAGUUCAUGCAAAAGUGCACACUCAUUUUUUCUGCAUGGGAUAUAUUUUUGAUCAAUUCUGUUUUCUAUAUUCUUGUGCAGUAAUUCCCAGCUUUUUAAUGCAUUCCUAUUUCUGCUUAUUACUUUAGGCUGUUUCUUUUAUACCCCAAAUAAAAGAGAUAUUAAAAGUGUGCACGUUCAGAAAUUUAUAUUCCAUUUCAUACAGAAGUGCUCACUUCAUCAAAAACAAACUUUUAAUUUUUCUGUGUGGGAUGUAUUUUCAUGAUUUGUACUUGCCAGACUUCGGGCAGAAUAUUUCUAGAGUAUUGAGCUAUACUUAUCAUUCGUAUGCGACAAGAUUAUUCCGCAAAUAUUUGUGACCAAAUUAUAUACCUAUAUAUUAAAUGUUGCUGCUCAUG